Messenger RNA from Rosa chinensis, 492 nucleotides. Its product is annotated as putative disease resistance RPP13-like protein 1. The record is from RefSeq and is a predicted model, not a curated record. Bases 1 to 492 code for a protein of 163 amino acids. NCBI's taxonomy places the organism in Eukaryota, Viridiplantae, Streptophyta, Magnoliopsida, Rosales, Rosaceae. The transcript has 2 exons.
AUGAAUAAGGAAGGGCUAAAUACAUUGCAAUUGGAAUGGAGUGGCACAAGUGAGAAGGAGUCGGAGGUGCUCUGCAGUUUAGAACCUCAUAAAAAGCUUCUAGACCUCACCAUCAAGGGCUACAAUGGUUUCGAAUUUUCAAAAUGGAUUGGACAUCCUUCAUUCUCUGAUAUGACGCAUGUGAAGUUAGAGAAUUGUAAAAAUUGUCGAUUCUUACCUCCUCUUGGCCAAUUACCUUUUCUGAAAAAACUUUGGAUACAAGGACUGGCCAAUGUUAAAAGUGUGGGUGCUGAGUUUUAUGGAGAGUGCAGCUUGCCUUUUCCAGUGUUGGAAAAUUGGAAGGAGUGGCUUCCUUGCAAAACAAAUGAAGAAAUUCGAGUUUUCCCUUGCCUGCGACAGGUUGUAAAAGGGUGGUGCACAGAAGCGGAGUUAAGUUUGAGUUACUGGAGGUUAUGGAGCUUCAUGAUAUUUCAGAGUUCAGACUCGAAAUAG